Molecule: messenger RNA, 2259 nt
Organism: Mustela erminea (ermine)
Lineage: Eukaryota; Metazoa; Chordata; Mammalia; Carnivora; Mustelidae
Gene: AASDHPPT
Product: aminoadipate-semialdehyde dehydrogenase-phosphopantetheinyl transferase
Exons: 7
Coding region: 1-1257 (418 amino acids)
Cellular component (GO): cytosol
Molecular function (GO): magnesium ion binding; holo-[acyl-carrier-protein] synthase activity
Source: RefSeq, a predicted model, not a curated record
AUGUCACGAGCUGCCGCAGAGUGCGGAGCGCAGAGGCGGGCCUCUGUCUCCGCCCCUAGCCCGUCUCUCCUGGAGACGGCGGCUGGGCCAGGGAAACCUGCGCUCCCGGUGGGCGGGGCGUCGUGCGCGUCGCCGUUCGCACCGCCCCUCCGCCGCGACGCCGGGAAGAAGGGGGCGGGGCCACGCCAGCGUCCGCGCCAUCAGAGCCGGGCUAGCGGAGAGGUCCUUUCUCGGUGCACGGUCUCGCCCGCACCGCGGUCCCGCUUGGUGCCGGCCAUGGAGGGCGUGCGCUGGGCGUUUUCGUGCGGCACCUGGCUGCCGAGCCGCGCCGAGUGGCUGCUGGCCGUGCGGUCGAUCCAGCCCGAGGAGAAGGAGCGCAUCGGCCAGUUCGUCUUUGCCCGGGACGCUAAGGCGGCCAUGGCUGGUCGUCUGAUGAUAAGGAAAUUAGUUGCAGAGAAAUUGAAUAUUCCUUGGAAUAAUAUUCGUUUGCAAAGAACUGCAAAGGGAAAACCAGUUCUUGCAAAAGACUCCUUGAAUCCCUACCCCAACUUCAACUUUAAUGUCUCUCAUCAAGGGGACUAUGCGGUGCUCGCUGCUGAACCUGAGCUACAAGUUGGAAUCGAUGUAAUGAAGACCAGUUUUCCAGGUCGUGGUUCAAUUCCAGAAUUCUUUCAUAUUAUGAAAAGAAAGUUCACCAACAAAGAAUGGGAAACGAUCAGAAGCUUUAAGGAUGAAUGGACUCAACUUGACAUGUUUUACAGGAACUGGGCACUUAAAGAAAGCUUCAUAAAGGCCAUUGGUGUUGGACUAGGCUUUGAAUUGCAGCGGCUUGAAUUCGAUAUAUCCCCAUUAAAUCUGGAUAUUGGCCAAGUUUAUAAGGAAACACGUUUGUUCCUGGAUGGGGAAGAAGAAAAAGAAUGGGCAUUUGAAGAAAGCAAAAUAGAUGAACACCAUUUUGUUGCCGUGGCUCUUAGGAAACCGGAUGGAUCCAGACAUCAGGAUGUUCCAUCUCAGGAUGAUUCUAAACCAACUCAGAGGCAGUUCACUAUUCUCACCUUUAAUGAUUUAAUAUCAUCUGCUGUUCCUAUGACCCCUGAAGAUCCUUCAUUUUGGGACUGUUUUUGCUUCACAGAAGAAAUUCCAAUACGAAAUGACUUGCAUCUGACCAGCAGUGAGGGCCGGGUCUCCUCUCACAUCUCAUUUCUGUCUGUGAAGAGGACUCCCCCAAGCCCCGCGUCUCCCCUCAGUUCCUGCUGACUCAGGUCCUGAGAAAGCUGUUCUCCAGCAGUAUCUGCCUCUGUGGGAAGUGGACUCUGGGUAAGGAGGAGACCGAGGCGCGGUAGGGGGUAUGGCCGGGGCGGGGGUUGGGGGGUGUCCAUCCCAUUGCCUGAGGCCUAAGUGGGGUGCGCCAUGGUGCACAGAUUGCUUGCCCCGGGUUGGGUGUUCUGAUUGCAGUUUUUACGAUGGGCAUUGGUGCAGUGGUUGUCCUUGCAACCGUGUUAUGAGGUGUACGUGCUUAUUUCUGUCCUUAAGAAAAAUUCUGCAAGUUGGUUCCCAAGGCUUGGGCGCUCUUAGAGCUUUGAUAAAUAAAGGCCCUGUGAUUUCCAUGUCCAUAGUAUCAGGUGUGUGACCAGCCUUCACCCCCAGCUACGUUUUCCCUGCUCAGCUAUAGAUAGGAGCCCUUUUUUAAUUUAAUCUUUGCCAAUAUAAGUGGAAAAUGGUAUCUUAUUUUUUGAUUUGUAUUUCUUUAAUCAUAAAUGAGAUUGAUACAUCAGUGUUGUUAUUGGCUGUUUUUAUUCCUUUUUUAUGAGCCAUUUGUUCAUUGUCUUUGCGUCUUUUAAAAUCUAGCAAAUAGAAUUUGUGGAAACAAUAUGUAAGAUGCCAAGACCGUCCUGUCGAUGACAGACUCUUUUCUGGCCGUAGUGCAUGUCUUGGGGAGUGCAAGUCUUGUUACUGUUAAAUAUCAAUAAGUGAAAUGACAUCAUUGUUUGUUACUAAAAUUAAAAAUUGUGUGUAAAUUGUAUAAAAUUAGGUACUUUGCUCAGUAAAAAAAAAAAAAAAAAAAAAAGGAAUGUUUUGUAAUUUUUUUAAAAUUUUAUUAAGCAUGCCCAAAUAUCCCAAGCUUAGUAAAUAAGUGUUUUUAAAAGACCACAUAGCCUCUGGAGUGGGAAACAGUGUUGUCCCUAGCAUGAAUGUAAUGGUGAAGUGAAAACCUGUCAUCUGUCUUGUCAUGACAAUAAAGCAGUUACCUUUCCUGAA